Messenger RNA from Ctenocephalides felis (cat flea), 553 nucleotides. RefSeq lists its product as uncharacterized. The transcript has 3 exons. The record is from RefSeq and is a predicted model, not a curated record. Lineage: Eukaryota; Metazoa; Arthropoda; Insecta; Siphonaptera; Pulicidae. Bases 36 to 518 code for a protein of 160 amino acids.
AUUGCUUCUGAUUUAAUAUAAUAUUUAUUAACAAAAUGAAAUCUUUGAUUUUAACUCUUUUAAUUUUUGGACCAUUGGUGUCUUCAGGUUUCCUGAUCGACGACUAUGAAAUCGACAAUGAAUAUGAAAUAAAUGUCAUUUUAUUUGCUACUGAAAGUGAGUUGCUUGAAAAGUACCCUCAUGCGAAGAAUCUUGAGUUGAAGAAAGAAGAAUUAUUUACGGGAAGAGUCCAACUCACGUAUACUUUAGGAAAUCGAGUGCCAGGAGAUCAGCUUGUAGCCAUUGGAACCGAUUCCUAUUCUUGGCCAGAUGCCCGAGACGUUAAGCUGGAAUUGACCUAUCCCACUUCUGAAAAUGGUGCGGUUGUGUCUUACCUUCGUAUAGGAAUCGUUCAAGAUACAAAUAUCGGCAAUGCUUAUGUUGUUAGUGGAGGAAUAGGACAAAGAAGGAUUGUUAUUGCUGUACAAGCUGUACACACGACAUUCUUGAGCUAUAAUGCUCAAAUCUAUGGACGAUAAGUGAUAUUUUUGAAAACCCUUUCAGUAUUUUGUAU